Eutrema salsugineum is the source of this 1107-nucleotide messenger RNA. RefSeq lists its product as uncharacterized. The coding region runs from base 1 to 1107 and encodes 368 amino acids. The transcript has 2 exons. Gene Ontology annotation, molecular function: nucleic acid binding; RNA-DNA hybrid ribonuclease activity. NCBI's taxonomy places the organism in Eukaryota, Viridiplantae, Streptophyta, Magnoliopsida, Brassicales, Brassicaceae. The record is from RefSeq and is a predicted model, not a curated record.
AUGAAGGAAUACCUCGCCAACCCUCAAAUUUUAGCAAAACCUGAAACGGGCGAAACUCUCUACCUCUACAUCGCUGUGUCGAGCUCAGCGGUAAGCGGCAUCUUAGUCAAAGAAGAUCGAGGCGAGCAGAAACCGAUUUUCUACGUUAGUAAAACUCUGGACGACACAGAAAAACGGUAUUCGACUUUGGAGAAACUCGCGCUCGCGGUCAUCAUGUCCGCUAGAAAGCUACGACCCUACUUUCAAUCCCAUUCAGUCGUCGUCUUGACCAAUCAACCACUUCGAACGAUACUGCACAGCCCGAGCCAGUCAAGUCGCAUGGAAAAGUGGGCUGUCGAGCUGACAGAGUACGAUAUUGAAUAUCGCAAUAAGACAAGUGCCAAACCGCAGGUCCUUGCGGAUUUUCUGGUAGAGCUUCCGCCAGAGCUAAUCCAGACCGACCUACCCGAUGAGAAGUGGUCCUUGUACGUCGACGGAUCCUCUUCAUCUCGAGGCGCAGCCUCGAAUAAUGAAGCAGAAUACGAGGCUUUACUCGCAGGACUUUGUCUAGCCCAAGGUAUCGGGGUCAAGAAAAUCGAAGCUUUCUGCGACUCCCAACUCGUUGCCAGCCAAUACAGCGGCGACUACGACACCAGAAACGACCGGAUGGACUUGUCUCUUAAACCCGUCAAGAGCCUCACUGAUCGCUUCAAAUUUUUCUCACUCACCAGAAUUCCGAGGAGUGACAACACCUCGGCAGACGCACUAGCCGCCCUCGCAUCGACGUCCGAAUCGUAUCAAAGCCGCGUGAUCCCGGUCAAAAGCAUCGAUUCCCCCAGCAUCGUCUUACCUCCCCCUGAGGUCAUCGAUGAGCCCACCGAACAAGAGCCAGCAACCGAAGACUGGAGGAUUGAAAUCUUACUCUACAUAACAGAUGCCCAAGUCCCACCUGAUCGAUGGGCAGCGAGGCGUUUAAAAGUUCGAAGCGCCAAAUACAUUCAGUCACAUGGCGACCUCUAUGGUUGGAGCUCUACCGGCGACCUGCUCAACUGUUUGCAUGGUGAGGAGACGCUCGAUGUCAUGCGAGAAACACAUGAAGGCGCGUGUGGAAAUCACUCCAACGGUUGA